Messenger RNA from Rotaria sordida, 678 nucleotides. Lineage: Eukaryota; Metazoa; Rotifera; Eurotatoria; Philodinida; Philodinidae. The record is from the annotation of a GenBank genome assembly.
AUGACACAAUUUGGAACAACAGAUUCAGCUAGUCAUCUUAAUCAUAUUCUUCCAAUACCAUAUACUCCAUCGUAUAUCGGUCGUCAUCCAAUUUAUCCAAAAGCAAGUCCAGAUAUAACAACACGAAUAUAUAAUCCAAUAUUUGCAACUCGUUGGCAAAAAUCAUCGGAUAAUUAUGCUGUAAAAAGUCGAGAUUAUCAUUGUGCUACAUAUACAUAUCUUGGACCGGAAUGGUUUAAAGCACCACCUAAACAUUAUGCAACAUAUAAAGAACCUCUUCGUCUGCCAGGCGGAAGUUCAAAUAAUAAUCGACCACAAAGUGUUCCAAAUCAAACUUCACGAUCAAAUGAUAAUUGGUCUCAAUUCCUUAAUGAAUAUCCUGGUCGUUUUAAAAUCGAAUAUGCAUCACCUGAUGAUGUUAAUGAUUUAUGUUUUAAAAAUAAUCAUGUUCAUUAUGAUACGAGUGUUACAAACCGACCAACUCGUUAUGCUUUUCAAACUGAUAAAGAACCGCUUACACUUGCAACAGGAAUACCAAAUCGAAUUGAACCUGUAACAAAUCCAUUUCGACAAUCAGAUGCACAACAUGCUCCAAUGACCACACAUGCAACAUGGUUUCCUUAUGGCAACAUACCAUGUCGAUAUCAAAAUUUUGCUAGCCAAAAUCCACGAUUUUAA